AUGAAUAUCGAAUAAAUUUUAGAGAAAUAAGAAAAUGCAAUUCUUGAAAGUGGGUCUUAAUUGCUUCCAACUUUUUCUUACUGGUAGCAAACUAAGAAUAAUUUGGAAGAAUACUUCUAUCUCACCAGGAGUAUUUCAUCUCUUUGUCUAACUCCAUUUAAAAAAGGCAUGACCAUCAUUACACGAUUAUGCGAACGGACUUGUGAUAAAGACAAAUAACUUACUCAUCUUUAUGAUUUCACCGAUGUUAACACUAUGCAUAAAUAACUCGAAUUUGAUUAAGUUUGCUCCCAUAAAUAUUUCACAAAACAUUAAACCACUUUUAGAGUUGGAACACAUUAAGAUAUCUUAGAUAAUCUGGUAAGUGAUGUGUAAGGAUAUGGUAGUUUUUCCAAAAAUUUAAUAAUGCCACGUUAAUCUUUGAAGACGGACAUGAUUUACCGCUUAAAUUAGAAAAGGCUAUGAAUGCUACUCUUAGCACUCAUUCUACAUCUUAAAUGAUUAAGGCUUUCUUAGUAACUUAAAAAACUCCUUCUAAAUGGGAUCAAUAAAUGAAUCACAAACUCAAAUUAUUCACCAAAUAAUUUCAGUCCAACAACAGCUUUCAAACUUGCACCAUCACACAAUAAUAAUAUAACAUUUUAAUGCCUAUAAUAGCUUUUGGAAAGCAUAUCGUCUAAUUUGCAUAAGUAAUACGUUUUUUAAACUAUUAGGCUCUCAAUAACCAAAAGGAUGAAUUUAUUUUUGAAUCUAAUAAAAUUGCCUAAAUUCUAACAUAAUGUACUUAGAGAAUCCCAGAUUCUGAAUUUUUUUCUUAAUUAUAACAAUAUUUUGUUAAAUCAGAUGGAUCUUUUACUAAACCUAAGUAUCCAUGUAUAGAUUCUUCAAACUAUGAAUAAUAUUUGGAUGAAAUAUAUAAUCUACCAUAAAGAUACCUCUUUUAAUAAUGGUAUAUUUUUAUCAAAUAAACUUUUGAAUUAUCAGAUUCCACUGAACAGGAUAUAAUAGUAUAACAAUAAUAAUCACGCAAUUAAGUACUUGCUCCAACUCUGGAUAAAAUAUCUGUUGAUAAAUCUAUUUUGGCAACUGAACAACAAAAUUAUAAGGAUUAUAAAUUAGUUUUAUUUAUUGAUAAUAUUUAAAACUCUUACAAUUUAAAUCUAUUAUGUUUAAAUCCACUUAGCGGAAUGAAUAAAUUACAAAAUAAUGGAGUUUAAAAUAUAAUUAUAAUAACCUAACAUUCAUACCCAUCUAAAUUAUAUAAGACUGAGUUUAACAUCUCUUUUUAAUUUUAUCCUCAAAUUCCUGUUUAUGAUUUGAAAAUUAAUCAAGCCCUAAUUAGUAAAGUUCAAAACUAUAAUAUUGACUAUUUAAAUAAAACUGAAUAAAAUUAAGAUGCUAUGAUACUUGAAAUUGGUAAGUAAUUGUAAUAAAUUAAUUAUCAAUUAAGUGAACAUGGAUUUAUAACUCUUUUCUCUUCGAAAUCAUUCAUGCAAAAAUGUUAAGAUAUAUGGAGUCAACAUUCUAUAUUAUCAUCCCUUAGUGUGAAUAAAGAAUUAUAAUGGAUUAAAUAUUAAAAUGUAUUUAUUUUAUUCUAAUUUUUAAUAGAAGAAAAGUAUCUACGAGAUUAUUCGUCUAUUUCUCAAUAAAUGCAGGUAGAAUUCAAUUGUUGGUGAUACAUUGCCUUCAAUUUACACUGUUUUUAAUGAUUUAUUUUUGGAUUAAUUAUAAGAAGCAAUUUAAUUGUAAUUAGAUUAUUAACGAAAAUAACCUUAAACAUUAAAAAAUUAAAGUUAGGUAACUGUGUUUUUGUUAGGAGUUCCAUGGACUAGUUAAUUUAUGUAUUAAUAGGAGAAUGGACAUGAAUAACUACCUUAGGUAUAAUUAAAUUUGAAAUUAGAGUGGUUAAAGAAUUUAAAAAAUAAUGUAAUUAAUUUAAAUAUUAAAGUAUGAUAGGAAAUAUUUUAGUAUGGUUAAUGCAAUCAGAAACAUUUCAAGAUUGUAACAUAUACUUGAUUAAUUAACUCCAUGUAAUUUAGUAGUUUUAGAUGAAAAAUUCUAGUAAAAAUUAUUAUGGAAAGAUUAAAAUUUUCCAAAUGUUGUUACAUUUUCAGAACUCAUAAAAGAUUUAGUGAAAGUAAAUAAUUAAUAUUAUAAAAAAGUAAGUACCUUCUUUGGUUAGAACAGAGAAUUUAAGUGAAAAUAGAAAGGAUACUUAGAUAAUAGAGACAAAAAAGUUUUAAACAAUAAAAUUUCAUAUUAAGUAACCAGUUUAAAUCUAAACAUCAAAGAGAAAGAUAAUGUUAAAUAAAACAUUAUUGGGAGAUAUUUAUAAUCCUUAAAAGAAAUCUUUUCCAGUUGAAUAACAAUGCGAAAAGAUAACAAUUGAGCAAUUAAUUGGUUAAACUGAGACUAAGAAUGUUAGCAAGACAGAAAAUUAAAUGGAUGAUUUAAAGUGUGUGAUUUGUUGGUCAAAUACACCUGAUAAAAUAAUGUGCAAAUCAGAAAAAUGUGGUCAUGUUGCAUGUUAAGAUUGUUGGAAAUAAUGGUUAUAAACAAAAUUAGAGUGUCCUUUAUGUAGAGCAAGAGUGAGAGAAAAGUUUCUGAUAAUAAUUUGA
Paramecium sonneborni is the source of this 2618-nucleotide messenger RNA. NCBI's taxonomy places the organism in Eukaryota, Ciliophora, Oligohymenophorea, Peniculida, Parameciidae. The record is from the annotation of a GenBank genome assembly.